Colletotrichum paranaense is the source of this 1407-nucleotide messenger RNA. Its product is annotated as aromatic prenyltransferase. NCBI's taxonomy places the organism in Eukaryota, Fungi, Ascomycota, Sordariomycetes, Glomerellales, Glomerellaceae. The transcript has 2 exons. Bases 1 to 1407 code for a protein of 468 amino acids. Gene Ontology annotation, biological process: alkaloid metabolic process. The record is from RefSeq and is a predicted model, not a curated record. Gene Ontology annotation, molecular function: transferase activity, transferring alkyl or aryl (other than methyl) groups.
AUGGCUCCCACUAUGGCAGCGUCCGCUUACACGGCCACUCCCAGGUCACCCUUCCCUCUGCAGCUCUCCCCCAGAGCCCUGAGGUCACCGAGGUCACCCAUGACCUUCAGUCAGUCCGAAGUCCUGUCCCCUCGGGCCAUGGCUAAACAGGAAAAGGACCUAUGCCUUCCGGCACAAGGCUCCAUCUAUAUUCACAAGCCUGACCAAGACUUUUGGAAUGUUCGUUGCGCCGAGACUCUCGAUGCUUUCAUGAAGGCUGCCGGCUCUUACACGCCGGCUCAGCGUGCCGCCCACCUCCAGCUUCUCUCGGAGAUCAUCAUCCCGUGCAUGGGUCCUCACCCGGCCACGGCCCCGACUAAACCCCUGCUCACCGCCGACGGCUCUCCAUUCGAGCCAUCGUGGAACAUCACCGACUCGGGCUCCUCUUCGAUUCGCUUCUCAUUCGAGCCCAUGGGUCGACAUGGCGGCUCAGCAUCAGACCCAUUUGCACAGAAGAUCAUUCCUGCAAUCCUUCCUGCUUUGCGUAUGGUAUCUCAUGGUGUGGACACUCGGUGGUUUGAGCAGUUCAUGUCCGCUCUAUUCCUGACCGAGGCGGAGUCAGAGACGGCUCUCUCCAGACUUCCAAAGGGAACUCGUGCGCCAACGUCGUUCCUUGCCUUUGACCUGGAUGGCGCCAAGGCUGUUUUCAAGGCAUACUUCUUCCCGGUCCUCAAACACAUCGCAACGGGUGCUUCGACCGAAGACAUUACGUUUGACGCGAUCCGCACCUUGUCACCCCGGGGCGCCGACCUUUCCCAGUCUGCCAACGCCACGGAGGAGUACUUCAAGAAUUGCCCAUUUGCCAUUCCGGUAGAGAUGAUCGCCCUGGAUUGCAUCGACCCUGCUGAAGGAGCCCGCGUCAAGGUAUAUGCUCGCACCCGGUCAAACGCCUUCAACGUCGUCCGUAAUGUGGUGACUCUCGGCGGGCAGAUCAAGGACGAGUCGACGCUGAAGGGCCUCGAGAUUCUUAAAGGCAUUUGGCAUCUACUUCACAACGAGGCAGAGCCUCACGACGAUGAUUGGAACAAGGAGCCAAAGAUGGUGAACACUCUCCACAAGGGCAUCUGCUACGGCUUCGAGCUCAAGCCUGGCGCGAAGUGGCCCGAGGUGAAGGCAUACGUGCCGCUUUGGCAAUACGCCGACAGCGACGCCGUCAUCUCAGCAAAUUUAGCCCAAGCCUUCCGUUCCAGGGGCUGGGCUGUCGCUGAGAAGUACCAAGAUGACAUGGCUCGUUGCUUCCCGCGUUCGGACCUGAGAAAGACCACAGGAACGCACUCGUACAUCUCAUUCGCCUACUCUGAGAAGAAGGGCGCCUACCUGACCAUUUACUACUCCAUCAGGCCCCAGGACUCAUUGCUGGCUUUUUGA